Molecule: messenger RNA, 3582 nt
Organism: Clupea harengus (Atlantic herring)
Lineage: Eukaryota; Metazoa; Chordata; Actinopteri; Clupeiformes; Clupeidae
Gene: bub1ba
Product: BUB1 mitotic checkpoint serine/threonine kinase Ba
Biological process (GO): mitotic spindle assembly checkpoint signaling; meiotic sister chromatid cohesion, centromeric
Cellular component (GO): nucleus
Molecular function (GO): protein kinase activity
Source: RefSeq, a predicted model, not a curated record
ACAUUGGGUGUAAAUACUUGUCUGACGCUGACCUCGUAGGUUAUUCGAGAUAUCCUCAACUCUUCAUGGCAAAACAUGAGAUUAGCUAGCUAGCUGUAAAGCUAACCAUCGCCUAAGAGAAUAGCAACUAACUGAUAACGUCAGUGUGUUUUAGCUAGCUGUGGAGGAGCAAUAACAUGCCUCUGGAAAGAAACGUCUCCCUACAAGCGACAGAACAACAGAAGCAAGCUUUUGAGUUAGAACUACGCAUGUACGACGGCGAUGACCCUCUUGAUGUUUGGGAUAGGUACAUAAAAUGGAUAGAACAUUCGAACGCAAAGAGUAAUCUUGGUGCAGUUCUAGAGAGGGCAGUACAGCAGUUCGUGGAUGAAAAGAAGUUUUACGAUGAUCCACGCUAUGUGGAUAUUUGGAUCAAACUGGCUCAGAACAGCACCCAGCCCUUGAACAUGUUCAGCUACAUGCAGAACCAAGGCAUUGGGGUACAGCAAGCAGCCUUGUACACUGCCUGGUCAGACGCACUUGAGAUGCAGGGAGACCUCCAGCAGGCAGAGAUCAUCUUCUUAGAGGGUCUCAAGUCUGGAGCCAGACCACUAGAUGAACUACAGCGACACUACCGGACGUUCCAGAGUCGUCUGUCAGGCCUGGCGCACAGGGCAGAUGUGACCCAGGAGAAAAAGGAUUUGGAGCUCCAGUUGCCAUCCACGGUCGGACGGAGGACUCGGCGGAAUCGGAGGGUGCUUGCGUCCGUUAACACAGAGGAGGGGUCCUCGGCUGGUCACUCAAGCACAACAGACUACCAGCCGUCCACUUCAGGUCUUAUCCAAAGCAUGUCUGUGUCAGUCUUUGAUGAGAGCCAAGCCAGAUCCGUGGAGCCUGCUGUGAUUGAUGCCAAAGAGAACCAGUCUAUGUGGCAAAAAACGGAUAACAUGAUGUGUUCCUCUGGUGAUGUGACCCCUCAGAGUGGGCCAGGAGCCACGCAUACCCAGAACACGGAGGAACCUCCUCACGCUUCAGAUGACGUCCCCUUGGCCCCAGAGCAGGGCUCGACGACCAAUCAGUGCGAAGAUCAGCAGAGGGUCCAGAGCAUGUUCUGCAAGGAGCUGCUGUUCAGGGGGCCGAUGGAGUUCUGCUUUGAGGAGCUCAGGGCUGAGCGCUACUUCGCAAGCACGCGCCAAAAGCUACGAGAUAAACAGAUGUACCUGGGCAAAGAGAAGGAGAGACUGAGUCAGCUGAUUGAGCAAAGGCUGCAGGCGAAAUCUACUCUAGGUCAGGAACAUAGCCAAGAGAAAUUCAAACCCUUUAAGGUUGACAAUGGAUCUGCCAAUCCCGCCACUGAGAGUGGACCUCCUGGUGAAAAUGCUCCUCGUAGGAAUGAUGAGGUUUUCCUGCUGCCAGGAGAGACUGCAGCCAGUGAGCGUCCGUCUCCACGUCCGACUGCCGCAGAUGUCCAGCCCAAACCCUUCGCCGUGUUUGACGAGAACUCCCCAAGUGGGCUGCCUCUCGAGACCUUUAGCGCUCCUGCGCCGGCCCCGUCCCAUCACAAGUCUCUGAAGCUCCCCAUGCCAACCCUGAGGACGCGAGGCUCCCCCUCCGAUCCCCCCGUCGCAGAGAGGGACUCUAAAGACAGGACCCUGUCGGAGGAGGCCAUUAUCAACAGCCACCGCAACAAGACACUGAGUCGCAGCCCCGACGACACAUACGACUUCGCCCACGCCGCCGUGCUGGUCUCCACACCCUUCGGAGGGGUCAGAGGUCAGAGUGAGGGGGGUGUGACUGACAAGCCGCAGGGAUCAUGUCCCAACACCACGCCGCAAACGCCGACCGAGCCCACGGAGGCAAGCAAACUCAGCCCUAUUCUGGAGGUGAGUCAGGAGUGGCGUUCGAUCUCUGCUGUGCCUCGGCAACCUGAUCACUCCGUAGGAUCGGCCUCCAGCGCCUCCGUAGUCAUGGAGCCCGUAGUCAUGGAGCCCGUCCCGGACGAGGACGACAUGGAGCUCCAGGAGACAGCAGCUCCCCCUGAAGCCCAACCCACUGAUCCGUGUAGUUUGGAGGUGAGAAGGCGUCUGCUGCAUGAAAUAGGCCUGCGCAACCUCCCCAACCUCCACCCAGAGCCCGGUCCCCUGCCCAGCACCAUCCUAGGCCUGCGUCUGGGUGACCAGCUGCUGCACUACCUGAUGAAGAUGUCCAACCUAGAGGACUACUACCUCCUUCCCCCGGAUGAGCAAUGCACUGUGCUGAAGGUGGAGAGGUGCCCAGUGCCUUGGGAUUUCUACAUCUGCUCUCAGCUUAAUGCCCGCCUCCCCGCAGACACUCAGGGCCACUUCCUGAACGAGAGCAGCUGUUUCCUGUUUGAGGAUGGCUGUGUCACACUCUGGACGGUCCCGAGGGAAUUCACCUUGGCUGAGAUCACUGCGGACACGGAUGACAAGCCCCUGGUGGCUCACCUUGCCCUGCGGCUGGUGGAGAUGGUCAGACGGAUGCACACCUGUCACCUGGUGCACGGAGCACUCCGCCCACACAGUCUCAUCUUCUAUCCCAGCCCUACCGAUUCUGAUCUUGAGCAUGCUGUCGUCAUGGCAAUAGAUUUCUCCAGCUCACUGGAUCUAAAGUUCCAGCCGGAAGUACAGUCAGUUGGUUUGCUUAGCAACGCAGCGGAAUUCAUCAGUCAGGGGCUUCUGUUGCCCACCUCCUCCCCAUACCAGCUGGAUCUGCUGGGUGUAGCAGAGACUGUUCACCUGAUGCUGUUUAAGAGGCGUCUAGAAGUGGCGAAGACGGAGACAGGAUGGAGGCUGGCUGACACUGCAGAGACCAGUGAAGGGUCACUACAUGCUAUCUGGCACAAGUUCUUCCAGAAGAUUCUGAACAGUGGCGAGAAGAGUGCCACGAGUGUUCUGACUGAACUACACGAGGACUUGAGGGACUACAUAGAGAAUGUUGUUGGCUUUUAUAAGAUAACAAGUAAUAUAAUAUAAGCUUCACUUUUAACUUAUAUUCUGUAAUUAAAAUAAUUGUUUAGAAAUCUCUGAAAAGAAUGUUUUUUCUGUCUUUAAGUAAUAAAUAUGUUUGCAAAUUAAAGGCUCCUUAAUGUUUUACCUGAGGUCAUGGAACUCUCCUCAAUGUGAGGGCAUAAUGGUUGAACACCUGAAUGUCUUGUCAGCAGAUUAUGUUGGUUUGUCAUGUUACAUCACGUCUAAUUGAGCUUUCUAUGAUUAAUGUAAAACUACCACAACCAGUAUCAGACUAUAUAUAAUUUAGCUAAAGUGCUAGUUUAGUCAUGCCUCUGAUGCCUUGCAUGGGAAUGGCUUAGUGCAGUGUUUUCUUUCUCUUCAGGUUAUGUAAUCAGUUCACUAAAGAACAUCAGUUGAUACAAAGUCCAUCUGCUUGGGGACUAAGAGUUUAAGACGGGUGUGUAAGAUUGUGGACCUUUUUAUCUUGGGUUUUUCUACUUAUGUAAGCACUUAGGCAAACAAAUGGUCUGUGUAAACACAGUCAGUCAAUCUUGUAACAUCUGAGAUAGUCUCAGGUUCGCUCACCCUUUUAUAUGAUCUGUCAUUUGUUGAGUUGAGAUGAACCUUACCAUCA